AUGCGAUAUCUCGAUUAUGAUCCUCAUGAUAUUGUUUAUAUUACUGAAAUUCGUCAAGCACUUGAUAGAUCUAUAUUAGAUAAUUAUAUUCAAGAUAAAGAUGAGAAUUAUUUUGCUAGUAGAAAUUUAAGUGUACCUAUUCUUAUUUGGUGGACACCAUUUACAUAUGAUACAGGUUCAUAUAUUCAAUGCGGUGCUGAGCAGACACGAUGUUUUAUAUCGAACAUACGAAAAUAUCGUGAUAAUAAAGAUUUUUCUGCAUUUCUUUUCUACGGUACUGAUUUUCAUUUAUAUGAUUUACCAUUACCACGUUAUCAACAUGAACAAUGGGCUUUACUUCAUGAAGAAUCACCAAAAAAUAAUUAUGCUUUUUCAUUUGAAUCUAUUAUGAGCAUGUUUAAUCAUACAGCAACAUUUAAACGUCAUUCCGAUGUACCAUUAACAACACAAUGGUUAGCAUCAAUUGAUGAUUUAUUAGAUCAAACAUAUGUCAUUGAUAUUAAAGAAAAAACAAAUUUACAAACGAUUGAAAAUCUAGCACCGAUUAUUUAUAUACAAUCUGAUUGUUUUACACCAUCAGAUCGAGAUCUAUAUAUUAAAGAAUUAAUGAAAUAUAUUCCAAUUGAUUCGUAUGGAAGUUGUUUACAUAAUAAAGAUUUACCAGAAAAUUUAAGAAUUCCAGUUGAAACAAUGGAACAUGAUGACAUAUUAAAACUUGUUGGUAAAUAUAAAUUUGCAUUAGCUUUUGAAAAUGCUGUAUGUACGGAUUAUAUAACGGAAAAAUUUUGGCGACCAUUAAGAGUUGGAACAAUACCAAUCGUUUAUGGAUCAGAUCAAUUUCAAGAUUUUCUUCCUGAUAAUCAUUCAGCAAUAUCUAUUCUUGAUUUUCCUACACCUGCUGAUUUAGCUCGUUAUAUUCAUGAAUUAAAUCAAAAUGAUACAUUAUAUGAUUCUUAUCGUCAAUUUAAAUUAACUCGUACAAUUUCAAAUGAUACUCUUCUUGCUCAAACAAUGUCUAAACGUACAUGGGGUAUACAUAAUGAUCAUAUUCGUGGUAAUUUUAUUAGUAAACUUGAAUGUCAUGUAUGUGAACGUGUACAUAAAACACGACAAGAUCCAACAUUGAAAUAUCAAGCGAAGUUUGAUGAUUAUGGAUGUCCAUCUCCGACGACAUUUGAUAGUCAAGGUCUAAAAUUAGAACGUUCUGGAGAUUGGUAUCGUCAAUAUGAAUUUAGUCGCUGUCAAGUGAAUGUAUUUGAAGAAUUGAUAGAACAAGGAAAUUAUAGUUUUACAGAAAAAGAAUUGUAUGAUGCAGCAGCAAAACGAUUUUCACCAUCAUUUCGUCGAGAUGAAUUUCUAAAAUAA
Molecule: messenger RNA, 1365 nt
Organism: Adineta steineri
Lineage: Eukaryota; Metazoa; Rotifera; Eurotatoria; Adinetida; Adinetidae
Source: the annotation of a GenBank genome assembly